AUGGCCUUCCAAACAAAUAUCUUUAGGGACGGCGAGUGGGUGACGGAAACGGUUAAUCUCCAGGCUGUUUUGGAGUCGCAGAAACCGGGCGCAAAAGGCCCCACGAAGCAGGAUCCCUUAAAACCACCACAAUGUGGUCUUCUUACAACUACAGUGGCGGAGAGUGACCAGGUGAAACUGGUCUUACAUGCAAGUCUACGGUCCGAAAAACAUAGCGACGUUGUUCUUGUAGGGGACACCUUUAUCCAACUCUGUGAACUUGGGACAGACGGGCGUUUGCACCACACCAUCCGAAAAAUCGGCACCCUCAUGAUUCCAGGGCUCGAAGGGGCCGCACGCCGCGAUGGGACCUUUUCAACAGCAAUCAAAACUGAGGAACGUCGUUCUCGUCCUUUCAGCCUUUUCCCGCCAAGUCAGCCUGCCACGACAGACACUCAGUUCCCCCCUCAAUUCCUGGUUCUGGCCUUGGAAACCGGAGAUUCUGUCUGCUUGUUCGUGCAAUCGGGGCCUGAUGGGGCACCAACCCUUGAGGCUUCACGCCUUCGAGGCCCCAGAUACGGGAAGGGGCACGCCGGGUUCCACUUGGCCGUAAACCCAAGCUCACGCUACAUGGCGAUGGCUGGCCCCACGGACUCAUUCACUGUUUACGAACUUGAAACCCAUGACGAGCUUAACCGGCGGUACCUAUCCGGAGAACGGCUCAAUCCUGUGCGUUCCUUCCGCCUUCGCAGCGUCCGAGGCGUAAUACACAAGAUGGAGUUCUUGUACCCAAGAGCCGAAGACGAACAUCACAUUAUCCUGUUGCUUGUCAUCGUCCGCCGAGGGCGCUCAAAGACCGUUAUCUAUGAGUGGGCACUCGGAGACGAUCUGAAGCACGUUCUUAGUGAAGAGAAGCAGGGCCACCGGAUGCCCGUCGAGCACCAGAUGCCCCUGAUGUUGAUACCCCUAAAGGUACAAUCAGCUUUCAUAGCCGUGUCUGCUGGGCAUAUCGCGGUAUACACUGAGUGCUUGCAUGGACCACCGAAGUUUGUCACGAUGCUCUUGCCACCGCACCCUCCAACCGAACGUCAUCGUGGUCAUCAACAACCGCUAAUGACAGCAUGGACAAGGGCCAUUCGUCGGCGACCUCAUUCUGACCAGCAAGAUUGGAUUUAUUUGGCUCGGGAGGAUGGUGUUGUCUUCCUCUUGAGAGUUGACGAAGAUGCCCAGCUAGAGAGUCACCCUUUAGGGCCGUUUUCUUGCAAUAUUUCCAGUGCCGCGACUUGCGUUUUUGAGGACAGCUCCGAUAUCCUCAUCCUUGGAAGCGAGACAGGCCCAGGGGGGUACUGGAAGAUGGUCGCCAGAGGGAACGGGGAGUUUCUCGGGAGCUUACCAAACUGCUCGCCGGUGGUCGACUUCACAACAACCGAUAAUUUCACAGGAUGGCAUCGUGAAGCUCACCGAGACAAAAAUAUGGUUCCAUGGAAGCAGGGGAGAUUUCGAAAUCCCGACCGCAUUUUUGCGACGUCGGAAGGCGAAAAUGGAGGCUCAAUCACCGAGUUCCGGUAUGGGUUGAAAGCAAGCAUCGGGCUCGACCUUGACUAUGGUCCUGGCGACAUCCCUUUAUUUGAUGGCUACAUCCUUUUGGUCUCCUUGCCCGAUUCGACUGAGGUUCUUCUACUAUCGGAAGACUUCUCUAGUGCCCAACCCGCGGUUCCUUCGGCCAUACCUUACGACUUGUCAUCGACUACUCUUGAUAUGUGGAAUGCCGUCGGUGUGACGUCUCUCCCUGGCCUUACCGAUACUUCCGUUUCCGAUGCCGCUGUUUCCCACGACCACAUCGCCGUAUCGACUCACACAGAUGCGAAGUUUGAGGUCCACGUGUUUAAAAUCGACACACGUACUUUUAGCCUUCAUCAUCUUCGGACGGUUAACGUCGAGGGGGAAAUCACUUGCUUAGCUCUGGGUCACAAUGGCUUAAUUGGCGACGAUAGCGAAUCUGCACUCGGCACAUCCUUGGUGCUUGACGGCAUUGAGAGCAUGAUUGCGGGUAAUGACGUUGUUCUUGCCGGAACUCGAAGUGGCGAAGUAGUGAUGGUCAAGUACGGUGUCGACGGCACAUCCGUAAAAUUCGAAAGGUUUGGCACAACUGCCACAAACAUCACUACUAGCAGCAGUACCAAGAUCGGCGUGACAGAUCCCACCAUUCUCGCCUGUUGCGAUAAUACCCUAGUUUCGAUUGGAUUGCACCCAGAAAACGACUGUGGUGUGGCAGCCACUGGAACCAAAACCAAAGUCCGCGUGUGGCCAGUGGACGCCAGCAAUUCGGGAGCCGCCUCACCACCGGUACAAUACGCGACGACUGUGGAUAUGCCGUGUUCACCCGGGACUGUCCCAAUCUUCAUGGUAUCCGGGACCAGAUUGUUGCUCGCGGAGAUGCGUACGACCCCUGGAUCAGUGCACCGGAGCAUUUCCGUUGACGGGGUGCCCAAUCGAGUCAUCUAUUGCCCGUUCACACAGUGCCUUGUUGCCGCAGUGAAUAAACCUUCUGGACCGACAUUGAAGUUUAUCGACCCGGACACCGGGGAAGAUAUCGGAGUGCCGACGGACAAACAUAAGGUGCCACAGCAGUGCAUCGCAGGCUUAGGGAAACAAGAUGACCGAAUCACAGGUUUAGCUGACUGGAACUACAAAAGGGAUGGCCACGUCUGGAAUUUCGUCUUAGUCACGACCAAGGGAGGCCGACUGAUCGUGGUUACGGCCGAGAAAGUAGCGUCUCAGGACGGCAGCCCCACGGUGUACCGUUACUGGACUCGGUACCGACAAGAAUUCAAGGAGCCCAUCUACUCGGUCAUCGGCUACGACGAGGGCCUGAUUUUUUGUUGUGGUCACACUCUCCACUGGGAAGUGCUCGACAUCCAAGAGAAACGACUUAAACCCCUCAAGUCCUUUGCCCUGGGGUCGCCGGCUACGGGGCUGCGGAUUUCCAAUGGCAAGCUCGUGGCUCUGACAAGCCGUGAGUCUCUUAUUGUCCUCGAUAAUUGGGAAACAGAGGGGGAAGCCACCAAGCUUUCCCACAUCGAUCCUUGGCGGCGCAACGGCAUUGAUUCUAUCGAGAUUGCUGGCCCGCAACAACUCGUGGAGGCAAUGGACGGAGUGGUGACGACCGGUGGGAUUCACCUCCUGGCGGACCGGGAGGGCGGCGUAGCUGGGCUAUGGGUGCCCUGGCAGACACCAGACAAGGAAUGUGAGGUGGUGAUGGAGGCUGAAUUACCAUCCUCGAUUCGAAAGUUUCACCGGGGCCGGACAAGGCCUUACUGGGAACAAGGGCUUCGUGUGCCUCAGUACGGACGGCUCCCGGCCACCUUGGAUGACGCCGAGAUCCUCGGCGUCUCGCUGAGUGGUGCGAUGUACCAAUUUACACUGCUGAGCGUCGAGGCAUGGCGGUUGCUACGGUUUAUGCAGAACCUGGCAGGAUCGUGCCCUGAGCUGAGCCCCGUUGUUGAUCAAAUUGGCGAUUACGGCGGCGGUGUUGAUCCAUCCUCCCCCCCUUACGACGGUGAUGCUAGUGGGCUGAAUAUGGAGCCGAAGUUGGCAUAUGGAAUGGAAAUGCACGUCGAUGGGGAUCUCUUGAAAAGAUGUUCAGAGAAAAGGAUGGUGGAGAGAAUUAUCGGCCCACACUUCGACAGGUUUACCGAGCUUUUGAGCGACGUUGUUGAUGAGGAGAAGAGAAAGUGGUUGAAGGAGAAGGGGGGGAAUGAGGCGUACUUUCGAGUUGCCUACGAUAUUCUGGAACUUUUGCCACGGCCCGAAACCCAAUUUUACGGUCGCAACGACCUUUCUUCCCAACUGCACACGAUCAAUAUGGCACCCAAGAAAAAGGGGAACAAGAAAGGCGGGGAUGACUGGGAGGCGGAGCUUGGUGAAAGCAUCGCCCCGGUCGAUGCGGGGGCUACCCCCGCCGCUGACGCCGGAGAGGCCGACGACGAGCCGUCCGCGGGCGGCGGUGGUUUGAUGAACCUCAUGCGCAAGAACAAAGAGAAGCGCAAGAAGAAGGGUCUGGUUGACGAAGACGAGGCUGCCGAGACCGCGGCUGAUGCCGUGCCCGAGACACUCACCCUGCCGGACCUCUCGGCCAAGGCGCCCGAGGAGGCGAACCUUGAGGACGAGUUUGCGCUGCCGGAGAAGAAGGGCAAGGGCGGCAAGGGGAAACAGCAGCAUCAGCAGAAGGGCGGUGCUGCCGCGAAGGAUGAGGAUGCCGACGAGUCGGGCAGGGUCUUGACCAAGGCCGAGAAGGAGAAACUGAAGAAGGAGAGAGAGAAGCAGCGGAAGAAGGAGCAGGCUGCCAAGAAGAAGGCCGGUGGCCCCGCCAAAGCCGAGCCCGCGAAGGCCGCUGCCGCUGAAGAGAAGCCGGAGGCACCCGCUGCUGCUGCCCCCGCUGCCGCUGAAGCCGGCGGUAAGAAGAAGAAGCUCCCCGCCCACCUCCUGGCUCUUCAGAAGCAACAGGAGGAGCUCCGUCGCCAACAAGAGGAGGCUGAGCGCAGGCGCGAGGAGGAGAAGCGUCGGGCAGAGGAGGAGGAGCGUCUCGAUGCUGAGGAGAAGAAGCGCAGGGAGGAAGAGAAGGCUCGCAAGAAGCAAAAGGAAAAGGAGCGCAUUGAACAGCUUAAGCGUGAGGGCAAGUAUAUGACCAAGGCCCAGAAAGAGGAGAAGGCCCGCAACGAGCGCAAGCUCCAACAGAUGAUUGCGGCGGGUAUCAAGGUUGGCGGGCUGGAAGGUGAUGAGGGGGAGAAAGAGAAGGAAAAGGAGAAAGAGAGGAAAAAGCCCGAGAUUGACGAAGAAAAGGCACUGGAAGAGGCGGCUGAGCGCGCGAGGCUGCAAGCCGAGGCUGCUGCUAAGGAAGCUGAGGAGAAGGCUCGCGCCGAGAGGGAGAAGGCGGAGGCAGAGGCUGCGGCCGCGGCGGCUGCUGCGGAGGAGGACAGCGUGGAGGACGAUUGGGAAGCGGCGGCCGCGUCAGACAAAGAAGAUGUGAAGGAUAGCUGGGAUGCUGACUCCGAGGAUGAGGCGGAAAAGAAGGCCAAAUCCGCCAAGCCCCAAAAUGAGGAGGAUGAGGAUGAGGACGAGGACGACGAAGACGACUCCGACGAGGAUUCCGAGGAAGAUGAAAAGGCCACUCAGGCCCGGCUUGCGGAGAUCCAGAGAAAGAAGGAGGCGGCCGAGCGCCGUGAGAAGGCCCACCAGGCUGCUCUCGCUGCCCGGUCCAAGGACAACCUGCGCUCUCCUAUUUGCUGUAUUCUUGGGCACGUCGAUACCGGAAAGACCAAGCUGCUCGACAAGAUCCGUCAAACCAACGUCCAGGAGGGCGAAGCCGGUGGUAUCACUCAGCAGAUCGGUGCGACGUACUUCCCCGUCGAGGCCAUCAAGCAGAAGACGGCCGUGGUCAACCCCGACGGCAAGUUCGAGUUCAAGGUCCCCGGUCUCCUCAUUAUCGAUACCCCAGGGCACGAGUCUUUCUCCAACCUCCGGUCUCGUGGCUCCUCGCUCUGCAACAUUGCGAUCUUGGUUGUCGACAUCAUGCACGGUCUCGAGCCCCAGACACUCGAGUCCAUGAAGAUGCUGCGUGACCGUAAGACGCCUUUCAUUGUCGCGCUCAACAAGAUCGAUCGUCUGUACGGCUGGAAGAAGAUCGACAACAAUGGUUUCCGGGAGUCGUUGGCACUGCAGAACAAAGCUGUGCAAAACGAGUUCAAGAACCGUUUGGAGGAAACCAAGCUCGCCUUUGCCGAGCAGGGUUUCAACUCGGAGCUCUUCUACGAGAACAAGUCGAUGGCCCGCUACGUCUCGUUGGUGCCCACUUCAGCCCACACCGGCGAGGGUAUCCCCGACAUGCUCAAGCUUAUCGUCCAGCUCACCCAGGAGCGUAUGGUUGGCUCGCUCAUGUACCUCUCCGAGGUCCAGGCCACCGUUCUCGAAGUCAAGGCCAUUGAAGGUUUUGGUAUGACCAUCGAUGUUAUCCUGUCUAACGGUAUCUUGCGCGAAGGCGACCGCAUUAUCCUCUGCGGAACAGAAGGCGUCAUCAAAACGAACAUCAGAGCCCUCCUCACGCCCGCUCCACUCAAGGAACUGCGUCUCAAAUCCCAGUACGUGCACAACAAGGAGGUCAAGGCCGCCCUUGGUGUCAAGAUCAGCGCACCCGGCCUCGAAGGCGCCAUCGCCGGUUCCCGCAUGUUGGUUGUCGGCCCCGACGACGACGAGUCGGAUCUCGAAGACGAAGUCGAGUCCGACCUUGCCAGCCUGUUCAGCCGCGUCGAGAAGUCUGGCCGCGGUGUCAGCGUGCAGGCAUCAACGCUCGGUUCGCUCGAGGCCCUGCUGGAUUUCCUCAAGGUGUCCAAGAUCCCCGUUGCCAACGUCGGCAUCGGCCCCGUGUACAAACGCGACGUCAUGCAGUGCGGUAUCAUGCUGGAGAAAGCGGCUGAUUUCGCCGUCAUGCUGUGUUUCGACGUCAAGGUCGAUAAGGAGGCGCAGUCGUACGCCGACGAGCAGGGCAUUAAGAUCUUCACGGCCGACAUCAUCUACCACCUCUUCGACCAGUUCACCAAGCACAUCCAUGAACAGAACGAGAAGAAGAAAGAAGAGUCCAAGAUGCUGGCCGUCUUCCCCUGCGUGCUCAACCCCGUCGCCGUCUUCAACAAGACUAACCCCAUUGUUGUGGGCGUGGAUGUCGUUGAAGGCUCGCUGCGCAUCAACACCCCGAUUUCCGUUGAGAUCAUCCCCAUCGGCAGAGUUACUUCCAUUGAGCGUGAGCACAAGCAGAUUCCCAUCUGCAAGAAGGGCCAGCCGUCAGUGGCCGUCAAGAUUGAGAUGGGCGGGCACCAGCCAACAUAUGGCCGCCAACUUGAAGAGAAAGACGUGCUGUACUCGCAGAUCUCGCGUGCCAGUAUUGACACCCUCAAGCAGUUCUACCGCGCCGAUGUGACCAACGACGAGUGGCAGCUCAUCAUCAAGCUCAAGCCCAUGUUCGAUGUUGCGUAA
This is a messenger RNA of Dichotomopilus funicola, 7008 nucleotides long. RefSeq names its product mono-functional DNA-alkylating methyl methanesulfonate N-term-domain-containing protein. Bases 1 to 7008 code for a protein of 2335 amino acids. Gene Ontology annotation, biological process: translational initiation. The transcript is spliced from 13 exons. Gene Ontology annotation, molecular function: GTPase activity; translation initiation factor activity; GTP binding. Gene Ontology annotation, cellular component: mitochondrion; cytoplasm. Lineage: Eukaryota; Fungi; Ascomycota; Sordariomycetes; Sordariales; Chaetomiaceae. The record is from RefSeq and is a predicted model, not a curated record.